AUGGUGACGCUCAAGUUUGCAAGCCGUGGCUUCGAAUUAGCUUCACCACACUCUUCGGCGGGCUCCAUUUCUGGCGGCUUUUCACCGUUGCUGUCCAAAAGUGCUCGUGCUGAUGUCCUCUUCUCCAGGUCUCGCCGGAAAAGUGCCUGCAGUUCCAGAAGGCAUCGAUAUGGGGUUUCUUGCUCGUUUGCACCUAUGGACACCGCUAAAAUUAAGGUCAUCGGUGUCGGUGGUGGUGGUAACAAUGCGGUUAAUCGUAUGAUUGGAAGCGGCUUACAGGGAGUGGAUUUCUACGCCAUAAAUACAGAUGCGCAGGCUCUGUUGCAAUCUGCGGCUGAGAACCCUAUUCAAAUUGGAGAUCUUCUGACUCGUGGACUUGGUACAGGUGGCAACCCACAGUUGGGCGAACAAGCUGCAGAAGAAUCAAAGGAAUCCAUUGCAAAUGCUCUCAAGGGAUCGGAUAUGGUGUUUAUAACAGCUGGAAUGGGUGGUGGUACGGGUUCAGGUGCAGCUCCUGUUGUAGCACAAAUAGCAAAGGAAGCUGGAUACCUUACUGUGGGCGUUGUUACCUAUCCAUUCAGCUUCGAAGGACGCAAAAGAUCAUUGCAGGCUCUUGAAGCAAUUGAAAAGCUCCAGAAAAACGUGGAUACACUAAUAGUGAUUCCAAAUGACCGUCUCCUGGAUAUUGCUGAUGAACAGACUCCACUUCAAGACGCUUUCCUUCUAGCAGAUGAUGUGCUCCGUCAAGGAGUCCAAGGGAUAUCUGAUAUAAUCACUAUUCCUGGUUUGGUGAAUGUGGAUUUUGCGGAUGUUAAGGCAGUAAUGAAAGACUCUGGUACUGCUAUGCUUGGAGUGGGUGUGUCCUCCAGUAAGAACCGUGCAGAGGAAGCAGCUGAGCAAGCAACUUUGGCUCCACUGAUUGGUUCUUCUAUCCAGUCCGCUACUGGGGUUGUGUACAAUAUAACUGGAGGAAAGGACAUAACACUGCAAGAAGUGAAUAGGGUGUCACAGGUUGUUACAAGUUUAGCAGAUCCUUCGGCAAAUAUCAUAUUUGGGGCGGUUGUGGAUGAGCGGUACAAUGGAGAAAUCCAUGUUACGAUUAUUGCAACUGGUUUCGCUCAGUCAUUUCAAAAGACUCUUCUAACCGACCCAAGGGGAGCAAAGGUAGCUGAUAAUAACAAGUCCUCGGGGAGAUUAGAUGCCUUGAACUCUCCACUUACUGUCAAUUCAUCUAACUCUACUCCUCAGGCGCAGCCUUCACGAAGGCUCUUUUUUUAG
Molecule: messenger RNA, 1278 nt
Organism: Striga hermonthica
Lineage: Eukaryota; Viridiplantae; Streptophyta; Magnoliopsida; Lamiales; Orobanchaceae
Source: the annotation of a GenBank genome assembly